ACCGCGCUUCCUUUUCCACUAACGCCUGCAAUCAUGGCGGAUGUGGUGCAGGCGAAGGUAACCGAGCAGAAGCUCGAAGAAGAGACGGUCCUGAAUGGAGAUGCAGAAGAGAAAGAGGAGGUAGACCCUUCCGAGGAGACAGCCAAGAAGAAGAAGAAAAAGAAGAAGAAGAAGUCGGCAGGCCCCGCAGCCGGCACCGAGGCUGAGGGCAAUGGAGUGGCUGACGUGACACAACAGCUAGAGAAGCAGGCUCUGGAGGACAAAGAGAAAGAAGAAGACUGGGAGGAUGAUGGAGACGAUGGGGAGAACUCGGCAGGCAAAAAGAAGAAGAAGAAGAAAAAGAAGAGAGGACCCAAAGUUCAGACUGACCCUCCGUCUGUGCCCAUCUGUGACUUGUAUCCAAGUGGUGUUUUCCCCAUUGGUCAGGAAUGUGAAUACCCCUCAUUACAGGAUGGGCGUACCGCGGCGUGGAGGACCACCAAUGAAGAGAAGCGGGUUCUGGACAAGGCCAACGAGGAAAUGUGGAGCGACUUCAGACAGGCUGCUGAGGCCCAUAGACAGGUCCGCCAGCACGUCCGCAGCUUCAUCAAACCUGGCAUGACCAUGAUCGACAUCUGUGAGCGGUUGGAGAACUGUUCCAGGAAGUUGAUCAAGGAGAAUGGUCUGAAUGCAGGCCUGGCCUUCCCCACUGGCUGCUCUCUGAACAACUGUGCGGCUCACUAUACCCCUAACGCCGGAGACCCCACCGUGCUGCAGUACGACGACGUCUGCAAGAUCGACUUCGGAACACACAUCAACGGUCGGAUCAUUGACUGUGCCUUCACCGUCACGUUCAACCCAAAGUAUGACAAACUGCUGGAGGCCGUGAGAGACGCCACCAAUACUGGAAUCAAGUGUGCUGGAAUCGACGUGCGUCUGUGUGACGUUGGAGAGAGAAUUCAGGAAGUGAUGGAGUCGUACGAGGUGGAGAUUGACGGCAAAACAUACCAAGUGAAGCCAAUCAGAAACCUGAACGGCCACUCAAUUGGCCAGUACAGGAUACAUGCCGGCAAGACUGUCCCCAUUGUCAAAGGAGGGGAAGCUACCAGGAUGGAGGAGGGAGAGGUGUACGCCAUCGAGACAUUUGGCAGCACAGGGAAGGGCGUGGUCCAUGAUGACAUGGAGUGUUCUCAUUACAUGAAAAACUUUGAUGUGGGACACGUCCCAAUCAGACUCCCCCGGGCGAAGCACCUGUUGAACGUUAUCAACGAGAACUUUGGCACACUGGCGUUCUGCCGGCGCUGGCUAGACCGGCUGGGGGAGAGCAAGUACCUGAUGGCCCUGAAGAACCUGUGCGACCUGGGCAUCGUGGACCCCUACCCCCCGCUCUGCGACACCAAGGGCUCCUACACCGCCCAGUUCGAGCACACCAUCCUGCUCAGGCCCACCUGCAAGGAGGUGGUGAGCCGAGGGGACGACUAUUGAAUACGGAACCUAACCUCAUUCCAACCCCUCCACCCCAAUACAGAGAAUAGACACACUGAACCGUCUGCCUGCACUUCCAACAGAAAAACAGCAUCUAAAUACAGGACCUUCCUUUGGUCUCUUCCCAUUUCUCCCACCUUGGCAGAGAGCAGCCAGUAAGGGCUAUGAAAAAUGCUGCUGUAAGGUACCCCCACAAUGCAUUUUUACCGCUACUUAAGAGCGAGCAUGGAGGGACGAGCUUAUGUAGCAGCAGCUGAAUCUUUUUUUCCCCUCUUUUAUUUUGGUAACCACAAAGCUUAGUCGUCAUUUUCCCCCCCUGCUAGAGGGAUCUGUGGACACAGUGGUGUCUCAGCAAUCUUCUGAAGCUGGAACUGUUACAGUUCAACUGCUUAGAACACCCAGUAUUUAGACCCAGUGAGAAUGUGAAGAAACAAACCUUUCCUUACCAAAAUAAGUACCUUCCUCUCCCUCGAAUCAACUGCUUAGAACACCCAGUAUUUAGACCCAGUAAGAAUGUGAAGAAACAAACCUUUCCUUACCAAAAUAAGUACCUUCCUCUCCCUCGAAGUAUGCAUAGGGAAGGGAGUGUUUCCUAAUCAUGUGACCUGAUCAGGAAAAACUCCUGGCCCUUACUGCUAUACAGUUCUUAGUUCAGACUGCGGUCUUUCAGCCUGACCCUACAGUGUUCUGGUCAUCGGGUCCUGACAGUUACUAGUCACUCGAUUGCUCGUCAGAACCCUGAAAUUGUACAACUCUUUCCCCUUUCGACAACUAGACAACCAUGCAUCUACAGCUGUAUGUUUGGCUUCAUGAUACAGGGAGAGGACUCUGCACUCAUCUUAAUAAACAAAUACUGGAGAAGCGAUUUGUGAAAUGGCUGCUGCCACUAUAUGUACUCAAAUGUAGUGCUUCAUUUUGAGUUCCCUGGAAAUGUUUUGUAAGAAAACUAUUGAAAUUAAAAAAAUUCUCUCUGUA
Oncorhynchus tshawytscha (Chinook salmon) is the source of this 2439-nucleotide messenger RNA. RefSeq names its product methionine aminopeptidase 2. Gene Ontology annotation, biological process: proteolysis. The transcript is spliced from 11 exons. The coding region runs from base 34 to 1464 and encodes 476 amino acids. Gene Ontology annotation, molecular function: metalloaminopeptidase activity. The record is from RefSeq and is a predicted model, not a curated record. NCBI's taxonomy places the organism in Eukaryota, Metazoa, Chordata, Actinopteri, Salmoniformes, Salmonidae.